CUUAUAACAUAUUUCAUUUUUCGUCGCGUCGCUCUAUUUUUGCGCCUACCAGUUUUCUAGCUGGUUUACCAGACGCUCGUGGAUGUCUUUAUACCGGGACGGAAAAGCCGCGGCACCUCAGGUGUCCAUCGUCCGCCGUGCAAGAUAUCCGUCACCAUGGAGGAAGACGAGCAAAAGAUGGCUGUAAUGCGAAAGGCAUUCCAAAUGUUUGAUACGACGAAAAGCGGUUUCAUCGACACGCUGAAGAUUUCAACGAUAUUGAACACGAUGGGCCAACUGUUCGACGACUCUGAUUUGAACGCUUUGAUCGCGGAGAACGAUCCAGAAGGUAUCGGGAAGGUGAAUUUUGAUGGGUUCUGCAGAAUCGCUGGUCGAUUCCUGGAGGAAGAAGACGCCGAGGCGAUGCAAGAGGAAUUGAAAGAGGCCUUUCGUUUAUACGAUCGUGAAGGAAACGGAUACAUCACAACGGCUACUUUGAAGGAGAUUCUUGCUGCUCUCGAUGAUAAACUCACUAGUGCGGAUUUAGAUGGUAUAAUCGCUGAAAUUGAUACCGAUGGAUCGGGCACAGUUGACUUCGAUGAAUUCAUGGAGAUGAUGACUGGGGAAUAAUUAUUGAUUUGAAGCAACUGGCAGAGCGACGUCGAAGACAAUACAUUUAAAAUAUCGUUUUGAUAUUUUUUUGUUGUUACUAGAGAAAAAUUUGUUUAAUAAAACGAUGAUAUAAA
This is a messenger RNA of Frieseomelitta varia, 725 nucleotides long. It is a transcript of the gene TpnC25D, whose product is annotated as troponin C. Gene Ontology annotation, molecular function: enzyme regulator activity; calcium ion binding. The record is from RefSeq and is a predicted model, not a curated record. Bases 157 to 609 code for a protein of 150 amino acids. The transcript is spliced from 3 exons. Lineage: Eukaryota; Metazoa; Arthropoda; Insecta; Hymenoptera; Apidae.